This is a messenger RNA of Dibothriocephalus latus, 437 nucleotides long. The record is from the annotation of a GenBank genome assembly. Lineage: Eukaryota; Metazoa; Platyhelminthes; Cestoda; Diphyllobothriidea; Diphyllobothriidae.
CUUCUCUGACAGUGUCUCCGGCGCGCCCUUUCCCGGUCUCUGAGCAAAUCGGCGGACAGAAUGGACAGAGCCCGCCGCUCACGCUUGAGGAGGCGAUAGCUCUGGAGACGCGACAGCGUCCAUUGGCUCUGCGCCUCGAAUGUCGCCUCCGGCUCUACUUGGCAGCUCCCGGCGUCUCCUUUGAGGUUCCUGGUCAUCUUCAGUCGGCACGGCGAAAGGACCCGCAGCUCAUCUUUGACUCCUCCCUUGACUUCCCCGCCCUCGCCUCGCCUUCUGCGAAUGCCUUCACCGCUCUUCGGAGCUUCGUGUCGGAGUCAGCAGAACAGGAAUCUCGUAAGUUCUGUGUUUUUCCGGUCUGCGCGCUUUCUUUAAAUCACCCAAGCUCUUCUAAAGCGGAAGCAUGGGCUUUUAUGAGACCACUGUGGGUUAUACAGUGA